Messenger RNA from Propithecus coquereli (Coquerel's sifaka), 333 nucleotides. RefSeq names its product IST1 homolog. The transcript has 3 exons. The record is from RefSeq and is a predicted model, not a curated record. NCBI's taxonomy places the organism in Eukaryota, Metazoa, Chordata, Mammalia, Primates, Indriidae. Gene Ontology annotation, biological process: protein transport. The coding region runs from base 1 to 333 and encodes 110 amino acids.
AUGUUCAGCUCUGCCUUCAAAGCUGAUCACCUUUGGGUUAACUUGCAACUAGUCAUCAAUCACCUGAAAGUCCUGAAAAAAAAAAAAACUGAGCAGGCCCAGAGAGCAAGGAAGGAGGUUGCCAACCAUCUGGCUGCUGGGAAGGAUGAACGAGCUCAGAUCCGUACAGAGCACAUUAUCCAGGAAGACCACCUCAUGGAGGCCACGGAGAUCCUGGAGCUGUACUGUGACCUGCUGCUGGCUUGGUUUAGCCUGAUUCAGGCCACAAAGGAACUAGAUUCUGGUCUGGCUGAACCUAAAUCUGCACUAAUCUGGGCAGCUCCUCAAUUGUAG